AUGCCAAAUGCAAUUGAGCUUUCCGAAGCCGGAGUUAGCUAUGCAAAGGUCAGAAAUAUGACAAGUUUAUUUGAUAUAAAGUUCGAGAAUGGAUUGAUGACAAUCCCUUAUUUUCUAGUCGUAGAUGGUACAGAAACUCUCCUGAGAAAUCUCAUUGCUUAUGAGCAACAAUCACCUGAUGUAUAUCCUACAUAUUUUAGCGAUUAUUUAACUUUCAUGGAUCAUCUUAUCAACUUAGACAAAGAUGUGGGUUUGCUUUGCCAGAAAGGAAUCAUAGAGAAUUGGAUAGGAGAGGACAAAGAAGUUGCUAGCCUCUUCAACAAAAUCGGAAAAGGGGUCACUACGUAUUUCAACUUCUAUUACAAAGAAAAAAUCAAAAAAGCAAUUGAAUAUCGUGAAAAACCANGUUUGCUUUGCCAGAAAGGAAUCAUAGAGAAUUGGAUAGGAGAGGACAAAGAAGUUGCUAGCCUCUUCAACAAAAUUGGAAAAGGGGUCACUACGUAUUUCAACUUCUAUUACAAAGAAGAAAUCAAAAAAGCAAUUGAAUAUCGUGAAAAACCAUGGAAUAGAAUGAAGGCAAAUUUAAUGCGCAAUUAUUUUAGUAGUCCUUGGGUAGGAGCUUCAACUGUGGCAGCCAUUAUACUCCUAAUACUCACAACUAUACAAACUAUUUUAACUUUCACAGGUCCUCUUAAGAAGUAA
Molecule: messenger RNA, 702 nt
Organism: Solanum stenotomum
Lineage: Eukaryota; Viridiplantae; Streptophyta; Magnoliopsida; Solanales; Solanaceae
Exons: 1
Coding region: 1-702 (233 amino acids)
Source: RefSeq, a predicted model, not a curated record